AUGGUUGCCGCCAAGCUCCUCUUCGUCUCCCUUUUUGCCCUCGGCCAGGGCGUGAUGGGUCUCGCUGCUGCUGCGACGGUGAUGUCAUGGAUCAAGGUCGGCAAGGAGACGGCCAGCAAGAUUGACUCCCUCAACUCCUCCGACUCCGACAAGCUCGAGGAAGCCGUCAACUCUCUCUCCCAGAUAGUCUUCUCCUCCCUGCUUGACGGAUUUGUCGCCAAGAAGUCUGUCUUCCAAAAAGCUGUCCUAGGCCGCUCUGCCGACGGUCUCGUCGAGAAAGACCUCAGGGACCUCAAGGAUGCCACCGAUGGAUUCGGAAAUGCCAUCAUCAGUAUCAUCUCUAGCGACUUCAAGAAGGAUGCUCCUCACAUCGUGGAGGACCUCGACAACCACUUCGACCAUGCGAUCAAGGCUUUCUCGUCUUGA
Molecule: messenger RNA, 426 nt
Organism: Penicillium argentinense
Lineage: Eukaryota; Fungi; Ascomycota; Eurotiomycetes; Eurotiales; Aspergillaceae
Product: cell wall mannoprotein 1 family protein
Exons: 3
Coding region: 1-426 (141 amino acids)
Cellular component (GO): extracellular region
Source: RefSeq, a predicted model, not a curated record